AUGUCUCGGCGGUACGACAAGUCUUCGUUGGCCGACGAUGCGGCACUCCAGCUCAAGAGGUGGACUACGUCGGUGUGGCACUACGCACGGGGACCGGGGAGGCAGAAGGCGACCGCGGUGACGGCGAAGGUGCUGCACCGCCUCAGGAUCAAUGUACAGGCGCGGCGACUUCUCAGCUUUCCGCAUGUACUGGUGGUCUUCUGGCUCGUCAUCUUGCUGUGGGGGGAGCGGUGGGUAUUUGAGAGCAAAGUCGAUGACUGCGCUUGGCACAACUGGGAGGACUGGCCUAGAGGAGCUCACCCUCAUCACCUCGUCUUCGUGGCCGAUCCGCAAAUCAUCGACCCGCACAGCUACCCCGGCCGACCGUGGCCGCUGUCGUCGCUGACGAGGCUCAUAACCGACAACUACCUCCUGCGCGGGUACAAGGCGAUCCAGACGCAGCUUCGACCCGAUAGCGUCUUCUUCCUCGGCGAUCUGUUUGACGGCGGGCGCGAGUGGAAGACGGCCAGCGGCCACUUCGUCGACCCCAAAUGGGGCAAGGGCCGGUCGCGCGAGGAGGCCGGCUGGGUCGACACCUGGCAUCGCAAGUACGGGCAGGGCUACUGGAUGCGCGAGUACCAGCGUUUCGCAUCCAUCUUCUUCGACCACUUCAACGACGGGGACAGCGUCGGCGGCGUCCGCCCCUACCAGCGCGGGCGCAAGCUGGUGGCCAGCCUGCCGGGGAACCACGACCUGGGCUUCGGCGCGCAGGUGCAGGUGCCGGUGCGGGACCGGUUCGAGGCCUUCUUCGGCGACGUCAACCGCAUCGACGUGGUGGGCAACCACAGCAUCGUGUCGGUGGACACGGUGUCGCUCAGCGCCGACUCGUCCGAGUACGGGGCCGAGCACGACCUGACGCCCAUACACGGACCCGUCAACCGCUUCCUCGACGGGGUCAAGGCCGCCAAGCGCAGGGCCGUACAGGACGAGCUGGACGUGUGGUACGAGGGGGCGGCCGGCGGCGACAGGCGCUUCCCCCACCGCAUAGAGGACCUCCAGGGCGCAGACCUGUCCGACUUCCCGCGGCGCGGGCAGGAGUCGCUCUCGGUCACGGCCGACCUGCCGACCAUCCUGCUCACGCACGUACCCCUGUGGCGCGAGCCGGGGACGCCCUGCGGACCCAAGCGCGAGCACUGGCCGCCGACGGAGCCGCCGACGGGCCAGACGAAGGCCGUCAAGCCGGACCACCGCAACGCCAUCUCGGUCUCGUCCGGGUACCAGUACCAGAACGUCCUGGGCGAGGCCGACUCGGCCAAGCUCCUCGACAAGGUGGGCAACGUCGUCCACGUCUUCUCAGGAGACGACCACGACUACUGCGAGGUGGUGCACGCGCGGUCGGGCAGCAGCAGCCGCAGCGGCGUGCGCGAGAUCACCGUCAAGAGCCUCAGCAUGGCCAUGGGCGUGCCCACCCCCGGAUUCCUCAUGGUGAGCCUGUACAACCCCGUCGACGACAAGGGCAACACCCUCCCCGGGGCGCCGGUCGAGACCCUCCAGACGCACCUGUGCCUCCUGCCUAACCAGGUGCACACGUACGUCAAGUACAUCGGCUUCAUGGUCUUCUCCCUCGUCGUCCUGGCCGUGCGCUCCGUCCUCGUCCCCGUCCUCAACCUCCAGCCGUUUGCGCUCGGACCGGAAGAUGUGGCUACCAUCUCCGGCGGUGGCGUUCCCGCCUCCUCCUCCUCCAUCCUGCCCAUAGCCAGCGUAGGCACCACGGCGCGCGACAAGGACAAGCUGGACCCCCCCGACGUGCGAUCGGGCAAGGGUCGCGGCGUGUCGUCGUCGUCGUGGACCGUGAGAACGCGCAGCUCGUCGCUCACGGCCAAGGGCCGGUGGCAGAACCAGUCGCUGGGGACGAGGAGCAGGACCGCAGCAGCCAUGGGCGUAGGCCCGCGCAUCAACGUCCGAGAGGCCUUGUACGACACCGGAGCCGAAGGCGUAAAUGACAGGAGGAGAGCUGUCAGCGUUGCCGUCCGCGAGAUGUGGACUACAACGUGGAGAGUGGCGUGGAUGGCCGUAUUCAUCUGGGUAUAUUUGGCAAGAGAGCGAUAA
This is a messenger RNA of Geosmithia morbida, 2088 nucleotides long. Its product is annotated as Calcineurin-like phosphoesterase. The record is from RefSeq and is a predicted model, not a curated record. Gene Ontology annotation, biological process: GPI anchor biosynthetic process. Bases 1 to 2088 code for a protein of 695 amino acids. NCBI's taxonomy places the organism in Eukaryota, Fungi, Ascomycota, Sordariomycetes, Hypocreales, Bionectriaceae. Gene Ontology annotation, cellular component: endoplasmic reticulum. The transcript is spliced from 2 exons.